Molecule: messenger RNA, 5738 nt
Organism: Carassius auratus (goldfish)
Lineage: Eukaryota; Metazoa; Chordata; Actinopteri; Cypriniformes; Cyprinidae
Gene: znf821
Product: zinc finger protein 821
Exons: 6
Coding region: 522-1757 (411 amino acids)
Biological process (GO): regulation of transcription by RNA polymerase II
Cellular component (GO): nucleus
Molecular function (GO): DNA-binding transcription activator activity, RNA polymerase II-specific; RNA polymerase II cis-regulatory region sequence-specific DNA binding
Source: RefSeq, a predicted model, not a curated record
UAAUAACAUUAGUCAUUCUUCUCAGCUCAUCGCUUGAAAAAAAAAAUGCAUGUAGGUGAAGAGGCUCCGCAGUGCAUUUCCCCGGCUACAGUGUUGCAGGCUUUCACAUCUACUCUCCUCAUCUUCCUCCGGUCUCUCUCGUGUUUGGAAACCGAGCUCAAUCGACAUGCACGCGCUCUCAUCGACCGAGAGCAAGAUGUCUAUGUGCGCAGAAGUCCUCUUUAAUUCUCUUUUAGUCAAAUGAUCCUGAGUCAAUGUAGCGUCUGCUGCUCCCUUCUGCGUGUUGUUCACGGAUUGUUGUGUGCUUUAGUCAUAGACUGUAUGGUUUUAGUGCAUGCACCCUUGCAUUGGCUGAAAGCAUCUCCACAUCACUCGGAUCAAAGAGAGAUUCGGCUUUCUUCACCCGGGAGUCGGGGAUAAUAUGUCCAGACGCAAACAGACCAACCCUUUCAAAGUGAAUUGUAGGUAUCCCAGGGCCUUUUCACACGACUGGGUUGUCCGGCCCGCAGCACACUUUUGAGAUGGAUGCUAGAGAGGACUUCACUGAGGACGGGGAAUGCCAUAGCAACAACUCACAGGAACCUGAAGAGCAAGACAGCACAAGUGACGACGGUGAUAGUGAUUUUGAUAAAGACGACUCCUCAAAUGCCUCUGCUGAUGACAGCAUGACGAGUAAUAAGAGCCACGGCCACAUGCUACAGGAUGAUGUCAAGGAGGAGAACGAGGAGGGGACAUACCAGGGGAGCAGUUUUGCGUGUCCUCUUUGUUCCCUGGAGUUCAAUAGCCCAGAUGAGCUCAUCGCACACGUCUACCAGCACACAGCUGAGAGUGGCAGUAAGAGCUAUAUCUGUCCUGUUUGUGGAAGAGCUCUUAGUUCUCCAGGCUCUCUUGGUCGUCAUCUUCUCAUCCAUUCAGAGGACCGACUGUCCAACUGUGCCGUAUGUGGGGCUCGCUUCACAGACACUAACAACUUCAACAGGGAAAAGUUGAAGGAGUUCCUCGACACAAGCAGUAUAGAGAUCAACAGUGAGGGUGAGGCCUGUGCCAUGUCCGACUCUUUACCCAGAAGCACUAUGACUAACCCAAACACAAAUCCUGGUCCUGGACUUACCUCAUUACCAGAUGGUCUUCUCUCUUCUGCACCUCCUUUUCCCUCACUCCCCGACAGCCUCAGUCCUCAAAAUACAGGACUUCCACCUCUUCCAGACCUUAUGAACCCUAUGCCUGUGUACCCAGCUGGGGUUUUGUUGGUUUGUAACAGCUGUGUAGCCUACCAGCAGCUUGUGGAUGCCCAGUCGCCGACCAUGCGGAAAUGGGCAAUCCGUAGGAAGAAUGAACCCACAGAGGUGCGGAUGCAGCGGCUUGAACGGGAACGAACUGCCAAGAAAAACAAGCGAUCAUGUGAGACACCAGAUGAGCGGGAGAUACGCCGCUUACGAGACCGUGAGGCAAAGCGUAUGCAAAGGAUGCAGGAGACGGAUGAACAGCGGGCACGUCGUCUGCAGCGAGACCGGGAAGCCAUGCGACUCAAGCGGGCCAAUGAGACGCCUGAGAAGAGGCAGGCAAGACUAAUCCGUGAAAGGGAGGCAAAGAGGCUAAAGCGGCGCUUGGAGAAGAUCGACCCAUCCCUGAGAAACCAGAUCGAGCAUGACCCUGCUGCGAUGGCUGCUCUCACUGCAGAUAUGAGUCUAUUCCAGUUUUCCUUUCCCAUGUCCGUCCCUUCCAUGGACAAUGGACUGUUUAUGAAGCUUCCCUAACAAGCACAGCUCCAAACACCUCUCAGCCCAACAUUUUAGAAGAAUUUGCCAUUCUUAAAGAAUAACCAUCUUGGCCAAAGUUGUGAUGAGAAGGUUAUAGUCUUGCAGUUUCAAGGAGGUGCUCACUCUGACAGCGAUUUGCAGUGAUGUAGGCACCAGAUGGCUUUCACUUUCAAUGACAGAUUGGAGGCAACAUGAAAGACCGUGAGUUGCAAUGCAACAGUGUUGUGCAGAGUGACAGUGGGAGUGUAGACAAUGAAGCUCACAUGUUCUGCUGCCUGAUACACUUGGAUAUUGUAGUUGAGUACAGAAUUGGUUCUACAUGACAGACAAGGCAAUUAAUAUCUCAGUGAAAAAUAAAAUAGAAGAGUAGGCAUCAUGCAGAUAAUGUUCCCAUCUGGUAGGCAGAAGAGAAUAGAGGAGCCUGCGGCACCAGAGUCCCACAAUCACCAUCAGUCAAGUAGGAACACCUACUAGCGACCAGGACCACGUCGACUUGCCAAUGAUCAGAUCCAAUGAUUUAAUUGCUGUCAGUGUGAACAACCCUUUAUGGAUUUCUGUAACGUAUUACAUAAUUAACUGAACUUCUAUAAGAAAUUCCGACAUUCACUGAAGGAAAACCCUCUCAGUAAGCAUGUUUCAGGAGACUUACCUACUUUGUUUUCAAGGCUCAGACUUUUAGCCGUCUUUCUUCAGAGCAGUGAAAUCCUUCCAGAAGGAGGUUCUCUGUUUGCACAUGGACCUACAGCGACAGGAGUGAGACAUUUAGCCACACUCCACACUCAGCCUACUGUUCAAAUUUGCCUGUCUUAAAGGUUGGAGUUUACCUGCAACUAUGGCUCACCUCCCAGAACCCAAGAUUGGGUCACUACUAGCUCAUACUCACAGAACCAACUACCUCAUCAUGGGAUCUUUGCAUGGCCUAGUCACACCUAUGACCUCGACAGGAACCACAGGGGUUGUGCAGGUCCACAUACUGACUCAAUGUUCUCUAUGCCAACAUGAACUCUUGUCCAGGGGUCCACUAGUCCUGCUUUUGAGGGUUAAUCCUUCAGAGUUCACCCCGAACCAAGGUAUUCAGGGUUACUUGAAACCCCCAAGAAGGUGUGCUGGAGUAGAUUAGAGAUAAACUGUUGGCCGUCCUAGAGCAGGAUUGGACACCUCUGGUAUAAUCAUUGCCCUACAUGUUUGCAGAAACAACUACAUUUUAUUUAAAUGGCGUUUGAGUGCCUCUGACCCAUAUGCUGAAAUCCAAGUGGGCUCAUGGUCUUUGCUUAUACAGACCAUAAGGUGUCCUACUUGUCAAGCUUUAUAAGGAUUCCACCUUUGCAACCACUGUGUCCCUCAAUGCACCCUUUAGUUGAGCCCAACCUGGUUCGGACUUUGAAAACAGACUACUAACUGACAGUCUGUAUGGCAUUAUAUUACUUAAGUGUGAACUCCAUGAAAGACUUAAGGGCUGAGGGUACCAUUUGGGACAAGGCCUCAAUUGGAGACUUUGUCCUUUUUUAAAAGAGGACGGUCAUUCUCCGGAUGUACUGUUAAAUACUAAAAGCAUCCGUUUCAAAGCACAUUCAGAUACACUUCUCUGACCUCCCAAAGGCUUUAUACCUUAUCACAAUGCUACACGGGUUGAUAUUUGUCUAGGAACUCGGGGAUGGUGUGGAUCACUAACAUCCUCCUGAGAAUACAGAGGAGCAGGAGACCUCCUCUUCCUCAUUCUUCAUUAUCAUCCCCACUUGCUCAGAUCAUAUACUACCUUUUACUCACCUUUACUGGUCACAUUGGCCUUUUUUUCUGUUGUUCAGACUGCAAACUCCUCACGUGAGCCAAAAUGUCGAAAUGGAUAUUACGCAACUCCAUGGCGUUUCAACUAACCAACCAAUCUCUGCCCUCUGCUGCUGUCAAUGUACUGUAUAAUGUGUAUGUUACCUCUUUAAACCAGUAUGGUCCCACACUGGACCUGGGAAUGCUUGUUGUUGAUGGUGAGGCACUUAGUGUGUGCUCGAUCUCUGUGGCAACAUAAGUAGUGUACAAAUUUAAACGGUUGCCUUUUUCACUGGAAAUUUGUGCUUUGGUUUUAUAUUUAAUGAUUUAAAUGGAUUUGUGUGGUCAUUCUGUGAGAUGUGCAAUGAUGUAAAGGUUUAGCAAAUGCAUGUACAAUGAAACAAUCAGGACGAACACUUCCAGAGAGAAAUCCCUCCUAUAUGAAGCAGUGAUGGCACUGUAUGUAAAAAUUUAAAUGACAAGGUAGACACAUUUGCCAACGUUUUACACCAAUUCAAAGGUGAAGUGUAGAAUUGCUGAUCAACAUCUGAUGGCCAAAGUAACACUUGCAUCCCAAACACUGCCCCCUGUCUUCCAUUAUUCACCAAACAGGUAAUCCCCCACCAAAAUUUAACCAAUUCAGAUAUUGACAUACAAAGAAAAAGCACCACAGUGUUUAUGGUAGUGGUUCUAAAACUUUUUGGGUCAAUCACUUCAAGAGUAAAACAACAAUGGCAGACCACCAAAUCUCAAUCAGGGGUUUCAUUCAAUGCCCUUUAAGAAGGCUGUUUUCUUUUUUUUUUUAUAGGAACUCAUUUCUUUUAGCUAAUAAACUGAUGAGCCAACUAUUUGCUGGCUAAGAAAUUGGAUGAAAAGUUUACGUCCAAUUUGAGAACAUAAAAUGAGUAUCAAUUCAGUAGGUUAGUCAGUUAAUUCAGUGUUGGUGCUUUUAUUUAUUUACUUUUAUUGUCUAAACUGGCACACAACAGUUUGAAAACCACUUUCCAAGUUGAGAGAACAUUACACACCAACUUUACUCACUUUUCAGUGUUUCAUAUUGGGCAAAAAGUUAUGUCAUGUUAAAACGGACCACUGUACAUCUUUAAAUACCUCUUGAAAACAGGGUAGACUUUCUGUGUAUGAUUUGUCUUAUAUUUCAUUCCAAUACUUACAAUUUAUUUAUUACUGCAGUGAAUGAUGCACAUUUCAAUGUUUUAAAUUCACAAUGUUGUCAUUACCUUCUUUAGAGAUACCUCCAAUACUCAAAGUGAAGCAGUUGAGCUUUCCCGCACAGUUGAAUGCAACCGGAUACUGGUCCCACAUUUAUGCUGUUGUGAAGUAUUAAUGAUGGGCUCCUUAAGUAAAAGAAAUGAUUUAAUGUACAUGUGAUGACGCAUCACUAUGCAACUGAGAGCUGUACUCAAGAAACUUUGUAUUACUACUAUGCAGUUUAUAUGAAAGUAAAUGGACUCAUGCUCGAGAUCACAAACCUCAGGCAACUCUUGACAGUCAAGCCAUUGGUCCUCAAGUCCGUAACCCUCGCCCACCAGAUCCAUCCUUAGCUUUGUUUUCAGUUGCACCCUUGAUGAUAAGGACCGAGUUGAUGUAUUCAGGAAGAACAAUGCAAUUUUUAUGACCAAUUCCCCCGAAGUUCAUAAUAAAGUGCAGAGUUAUUUCAUACAAUAGCAUCAAAGAUGUGGAAACCCAUUCUGAUGCAAUGAUAAAAUCAAAUGAUUCUAUAUAUUCCAGAAUGAUAUGGCUGGAUGCAUUGUCUAUUUUGAAGAUAAAAUAUAAAAGAGUAUUUUCAAACAUUAACCCUAUUUAGUCUUUCCUAAACUAGUAUUUUUAGUGGUAUGAAUUGCAAUGUGACAUGUUGUGUAUUUAACAACUAUUUUAUUUUACAUGUCUGUGUAUAUUAAGUCAGUAAACCCCUGGAAAUGGACCUUGCAUGUUAUAAACUACUUGUUCUAAAUGCAUUUAUAGGAGCUUUUCAUUUAGGAUUGGCGUUCAGUAAUGAAUUGCCUUUUUGUCAGUCCAUCUAGAUAUUUUCAUGAUAAUGUUUACAAAUCUAAAAGGCCAAAAUGAAUGAAACUUAAAAGUCACAAUGCCAAAUGGUCCUGUUCAGAAAGCCAUGCUCUGUUAUUGGGUUAACAGAUUGAAAGCUCAUGAUAAAAGCAGGAACAGAAUGUGGAAUAAACAUUGACUUUACUGCUA